AUGGCGCCGAGAACCGCUGGUGUGGAAGGACAACCGCCGACCGCCACCGUGAAUGCUGGAGAAAGCAGAGGAUGUACCGACGCUGCCGCCUUGCCGGCAGCUAACAACAACCAAGGUGAGAAAGAUGAUUUGUACACACACUUAUGGUAUGCGUGCGCCGGGGCGAAUGUUUACGUUCCCCGCCCCGGCGAGAAGGUUUUCUACUUUCUUCAAGGUCAUAUGGAACAGGUUGCGGCAUAUGCAAAUCAAGACGGUGAAAUGGAAAUGCCAAGAUACAAUUUGCCUCCCAAGAUCCUCUGCAAUGUUGUAUGUGUUCAACUCAAGGCUGAAGUUCACACAGACGAAGUGUAUGCUCAAAUCACCUUGCUCCCUGUGACCAAGCAAGACCAGCUAAGUUUAGAGGAAGAAAAUACUCCACCCUUGCCUCGGCGAACCAGUACACUAUCCUUUAGCAAGACACUUACCCCGUCAGACACAAGCUCACACGGUGGAUUCUCAGUUCCGAAGCGACAAGCUGAAGAAUGCCUUCCAGCUCUGGACAUGUCUCAGCAACCACCGGUACAAGAUUUGGUAGCAAAAGACUUGCAGGGAAAUGAAUGGCAUUUUCGCCAUAUAUAUCGAGGUCAGCCAAGGAGGCACUUGCUUACUAGUGGUUGGACUACGUUUGCGACUGCAAAAAGACUUGUUUCUGGGGAUGAAUGUAUCUUUGCCAGAGGAGAAAAUGGAGAACUGCGUGUUGGCAUACACCGUGCGACCAAAACACAAGAUACUGCAUCAGCUUCUCUCAUUUCUGGCCACAGCAUGCAGCAUGGCAUACUUGCGAGCGCUCUCCAUGCCAUUUCUACUGGUACCAUGUUUACUGUUUACUACCGUCCAUGGACAAGUCCUGCUGCAUUCAUAAUUCCUUAUGAUCGAUACGUGAAAUCAGCCGAAAUUGACUAUUCCGUUGGAAUGAGAUUCAGAAUGUAUUCCGAAGGUGAAGAAUGUGCAGAUCAGAAGAAGAGGUUGGAAGGAGCUAUUAUAGAUAUCGAGGACAACGAUUAUUUGAGGUGGCCCAAUUCAGAAUGGAGGCGUCUGAAGGUGCGAUUGGAUACCGCAUCAGAUACAUGCUUCCAUUCUGAAAGGCUCUCUCCUUGGAAUAUCGUACCUCUCAAACCUAAAAAGAGGGCACGUUUACCUGGUUUGCCAUCACCCGGGAUUUCUAGCUUGGCCAGGAAUGGCUCGUUGCUGAUUUCAGUUGAGUCCACACGUCCAAGAAAAAAAAAGGUCUUUCAAGGUCAAGAAACUAGUGAUCCACCUGCUCAUGGACUGCGUACACCAAAACAGCUAUUACAGUUCAUUCCACCCUCAAAUCCUGACUGGGACUACACACAGUUGGGAUUGGAAAACAAUCUCAACGUUCCAAUGAACGACUCACUUUAUCAAUGUCCUGGCAGUCCAAAAGCUCCAAGCCUUACUAACCAAUGGCCACCAAAGUUUGGUUUUGGAGUAUUUGACAGCGGCGUGUGUAAAAGAAGCAUGUCAGUUCCAAAUAUUUGGUCCUCGGGGUCCCAGAAAUUGAGAACCUUCGAACUGAGGAACGAGACUCAAUCGCCACUUGUCCAACCCAAGACCACAAUGCUUUUUGGAGUCAAUAUAGUUACUAGUUACCCGGAGCUUCCUUCACCCCAAGUUGCCAAUUCUAUUGAACUUUAUAGUCCUUGUUCUACUCCUCCAACGUAUCAUUCAAGUGUUUCUGAAACAAUCCAGCUGUCAGAGACAUCGAAGAGUAUCUCUGGUGUUCGGUCAGAGAAACAAUGCAGGAAAUGUUGCUCUGUCAGUCACAGGAGUUGCAUAAAGGUGCUCAAACACGGAGCUCCUGUUGGAAGAUCGAUUGAUCUCACGCACUUUGAUGGUUACAAUGAACUCAUUUGUGAGCUUGACCAGAUGUUUGAUUUCAAAGGAAGCCUGAUCGGUGGAAGCAGUGGAUGGCAGGUAACCUACAUGGAUGACGUCGGAUACAGGAUGCUGGUAGGAGAUUACCCGUGGCACGAAUUCCUGUCCAUGGCGCAGCGAUUGUUCAUCUGUCCAAAAAAUGAAAUCGACAAUCUGAAUGCAGGCUCCCUGAAUGCAGUAUCUGUCUAAGGAUUCACUAAGAGGUCACAAGUGUUUAUCUGCUCAUAUGAGAUUGCGCGCAAGACAGCGAACACAUGGUACCGGCAAACAUGUCUACUUGAAACACCGAUGUGCGCUUUGCGGUAUGUAUGCCAACGCAACCGUGACAAUUUGCUGUUCAAGGGUAGCAAUGCAGAUUCAGUAUGCAUGUUGUUUAAGUUAAACCAAAAGCAUAAAAAUAUCGUUGUUUGUUGUUUGAAGAAUGCUAGUGUUUUGUGAGACAGGAAGCCUAAGAUUUUACCAU
Molecule: messenger RNA, 2398 nt
Organism: Pyrus x bretschneideri (Chinese white pear)
Lineage: Eukaryota; Viridiplantae; Streptophyta; Magnoliopsida; Rosales; Rosaceae
Product: auxin response factor 23-like
Exons: 14
Coding region: 1-2124 (707 amino acids)
Biological process (GO): regulation of DNA-templated transcription; response to hormone
Cellular component (GO): nucleus
Molecular function (GO): DNA binding; protein binding
Source: RefSeq, a predicted model, not a curated record